AGCUCUCUUCCCCUGGGGCCCCGCUCCCCGGGGGCGCGAAUUUCCCUUACGAUCCUCCGUCUGCUUUUACCAUUGACAUGGCCCCAAAACCCCGUCGUUUAACUGUAACCUCUUAUUCCAUUUCCACUUCCUUUUCAUCCUCCUGAGAAUCCUGCCUCCGUCAGUGAAUUGUACCUGCCAUCUCCCUGCCUACCUCGGCAUUUGGGAUUCCAUCUCAGAAACUUGAUUUGGGCAUCUUCUGUUUAUGCCCUUAAGCAAUCCUCUAUAGAGUGUUCGAGCCAAAUGGAGGAGUUCCUACUGUACGCUAAAUUGGAAGAUGUAACUUGUCCAAUAUGUUUGGAUUUCCCCCACAAUGGAGUUCUCCUCCAAUGCUCAUCGUAUGAUAAAGGAUGCAGGCCUUUUGUUUGUGACACAGACCAUCUACACUCAAAUUGUUUGGACAGAUAUAAACAAGCAUAUGGAACUUUAUCUGGAUCACAAUCACCUUUGAUAUCUGAUGCAACACCUAGUGAGAGCAUGAAUUUGGCAAAUCUAGAUGCAAGUGGCAGGCCAACGUGUCCGUUAUGUAGAGGAGAAGUGACUGGUUGGGUAGUUAUUGAUGAAGUUCGCAAGAGUUUAGAUGAAAAGAAACGUUCCUGUGAAGAGGAAAAAUGUAGAUAUAAAGGGACCUACAUGGAACUUCAGAAACAUGCUCAACUCGAGCAUCCUCAUUCCCGUCCUUCGAAAAUUGAUCCCGCACGGCAACUUGAUUGGGAAAAUUUCCAGCAAUCCUCUGAAAUUAUAGAUGUUUUGAGCACCAUUCAUUCAGAAGUACCCCGGGGGGUGAUUUUGGGCGACUAUGUGAUCGAAUAUGGGGAUUAUCACUCCGAAGAUGAAUUGGAGGAAUUCCGUAGAGAUGAAGGAAACUGGUGGACAUCGUGUAUUCUUUAUCACGUAUUUGACAAUCUUAGGGCAUCUAGAAACAGAAGAAGGUCCAGAGUCAGUAUUCCAAGGAGAGCAAACCACCAUUCAAGUUAUACUUCCAACUCAGAUGAUGGUUCAGUGGCAUCUGUAGAGUUUCCUGAUUAUAGGACUGAGGAGACUGAUGAUGAUUUAGUGAGUUCAAGAGGCCCAUCAAGGGUUGGAGCUGAUGAUCGCAGCUCACGUAGACGACGUUCACGCUUCUAUGACAGUUAGGUUUACCAGUGCAACCAAGUCCAGUGGACGAAAGGUUGAUGGAUAGGUGGAAGCUUGUUUUGAAGCUAUGAUGAUAAAACGGGCAAUUGAUGGCGAUUAGUAUUUAUCCGAGUUUACUUGGUCAAACGAAGUUGGACUGUCCCAUCUGAAGGGUAAAUGCCUCAAAUGAAACUAGGCUUAAAAAGUCAUCGAAGGGUUAACUGAAGCUUUGAUAGGUGAAAUAACUUGUUGAUUUACUGGAGUUUACCUUCCUAUGUAAGAUAUGCACAAGAACUGUGUAUGUGUAAAGUUUCAAUCAACAGUAGCUAGGCACUGCUUCUAUUCCCCUGUUGACUUAUGAGUCAGCCUGUACUUAAAUCUUUUGAUUCUGUACAUUAUGGAUAUUUUUGUUGGACGACUGAUGCAGCACGACUAAGCACAAAAUUUUCUGCAA
Molecule: messenger RNA, 1609 nt
Organism: Coffea arabica (coffee)
Lineage: Eukaryota; Viridiplantae; Streptophyta; Magnoliopsida; Gentianales; Rubiaceae
Source: RefSeq, a predicted model, not a curated record